UUUUUUCUUUAUUUUAAAAAAGGAAAAAAAAAUAUUUCUCUUCUUUUUUUUUCCCCACCUUUUUUUUUUUAUUUUAAUUCUCUUUUUUUUCUCCAUUAACUAAAAUGAACAAAGUAUAUGUAAUAGGUGUUGGUAUGUCAAAAUUCAUCAAACCAAGAGGUGAAGUGGAUUAUCCAGAAUUCGGUUUGGAAGCUGCUGUCAAGGCUUUAAAUGAUUGUGGAUUGACCUACGAUGCUAUUGAAUUUGCUGCUUGUGGUUAUGUAUAUGGUGACUCUACUUGUGGCCAACGUGUUUUGUAUCAACUUGGUAUGACACAAAUCCCUGUUAUUAAUGUCAAUAAUAAUUGUUCCACUGGUUCCACUGCUUUACUUCAGGCACGCAAUGCUGUGGCUUCAGGUACUGUGCAAUGUGCUAUGGCACUUGGUUUUGAACGUAUGGAAAGAGGUUCUUUGAAAUCGAAAUGGGCAGACCGUACAUCUCCUUUAGAUCAUGUUUAUCAAGUCAUCAAAUCUACACAAGGUCUUGAUCCUAAAGCUCCUGGUGCUGCACAAAUCUUUGGUCGAGCUGGUGAAGCUUAUAUCAAACAAUAUGGAGCAACCCCAACCCAUUUAGCCAAAAUUGCCGAAAAAAAUCAUCGUCAUAGUAUCAAGAAUCCUUAUUCACAAUUCCAAGACGUUUAUUCAUUGGAACAAAUCCAACAAUCACCCACCAUUUACGGUCCUCUAACGAAACUUCAAUGUUGUCCCACAUCAGAUGGUGCAGGAUGUGCUAUUGUUGCCAGUGAAGCUUUUGUCAAACAACAUGGAUUAUGGGAUCAAGCCGUAGAAAUUGUGGCUCAAGUGAUGGCCACUGAUUCUCCAGAUAUGUUAUCUAAAAAUCCAAUUGAAUGGGCUGGUGUGGAUAUGACAAGACGUGCUGCUCGACAAGCUUAUCAACAAGCUGGUAUCACACCAAGCGACGUUCAAGUGGUAGAAUUACAUGAUUGUUUCUCUGCCAAUGAACUUCUUAGUUAUGAUGGACUUGGUUUAACCGCUCCUGGAAAGGCUCAUACUUUGAUUGAUAAUGGUGACAAUACUUAUGGUGGAAAAUAUGUUGUUAAUCCUUCAGGUGGUUUGAUUUCAAAAGGUCAUCCUCUUGGUGCUACCGGUCUAGCUCAAUGUUCAGAACUGGUAUGGCAAGCACGUCAAUGGGCUGGUGAUCGUCAAGUACCCAAUGUCAAAUAUGCCCUUCAACAUAAUGUUGGAUUAGGAGGUGCGGUGGUAGUGACAGUGUACAAGAAAGCAAGUGAUACAUAUGCAGCACCAAGGACGGACUAUAAUCCUGCUGUCGAAGCAAGACCUAUCCGUCAAGUGGAUUAUGAGCAAGCCAAAUCCAAAACUAGAGCCGAAUUCCUUGAAGCCAAACUCUAAUUCUAUUUAGCUUAAUUUCUAUUCUUUUUUUUUUAUGAUAUCA
Messenger RNA from Halteromyces radiatus, 1452 nucleotides. Its product is annotated as thiolase-like protein. The transcript is spliced from 8 exons. Lineage: Eukaryota; Fungi; Mucoromycota; Mucoromycetes; Mucorales; Cunninghamellaceae. Gene Ontology annotation, molecular function: acyltransferase activity, transferring groups other than amino-acyl groups. The record is from RefSeq and is a predicted model, not a curated record. Bases 105 to 1409 code for a protein of 434 amino acids.